This is a messenger RNA of Belonocnema kinseyi, 5124 nucleotides long. Its product is annotated as probable multidrug resistance-associated protein lethal(2)03659. The record is from RefSeq and is a predicted model, not a curated record. The coding region runs from base 276 to 4397 and encodes 1373 amino acids. Gene Ontology annotation, molecular function: ATP binding; ATP hydrolysis activity; ABC-type transporter activity. Gene Ontology annotation, biological process: transmembrane transport. Gene Ontology annotation, cellular component: membrane. NCBI's taxonomy places the organism in Eukaryota, Metazoa, Arthropoda, Insecta, Hymenoptera, Cynipidae. The transcript has 16 exons.
ACAUGCAAGGCAAUUUUAGUAGUCGCCGUCAGUACCCAAUACUCAUCAGCACAGUGAGAUAGUACAUGCUAUUCACUAGUUAAGUGAACUGUGGUGUUUAGUUUCUCGUCUCCGGAAUGUCCCGAUGUAUUAGUCCCUAUUAGUUCGUCAGGCUAAAGUCCUAGGUUUUAAAUCACAUUUGAACGUCCUCUGUAGUCAGUUAAAACCCGUAUUACUCUAUGAAAUUGGAGCUUUCAAAAUUUACAAAACGAGACUACUGGUGAAGUCAAGGGAUCAUGGAUGGAAGAAUACAGACGGAGAAGGUGAAGAAUCCAAGGGAAAAGGCGAACCCUCUCAGUGCACUCACAUUCUCAUGGAUCCUCCGAACAUUUUGGUUGGGUUACCAAAGAGACUUGGAGGUGACUGAUCUUUACAAGCCACUCAAGGAACACACAAGUAAUAUUCUUGGUGAAAAAAUCACAUCCGUUUGGGAAGAGGAAUUUAGACGCUUGAACAAAUCUCAAUUGCCAGGAACACAGAAACAAGAAAAUGAAAAAGGAAAAAGAAAAACUGCAGAAGGUGGUCCAACUUACAAGGAACCGAGUUUGAUGCGAGUUUUGAUCAAGUGCUUUGGUGCCAAAGUAGCCAUGUAUGGAAUUUUCUUAGCCAUAAUGGAAAUUUUACUCAGAUUGCUGCAACCAUUGUUCCUAAGUCUUCUCAUCCGUUAUUAUCGUCCAAUCAAAAAUCCUUAUGUGCCAAUUCACAGUGGGCGAACUAUGCCUGAUCUGCAAGAAAAAGAGGAGACUGCUAGAUCGGUGAUGCAGCCGUUGUUCCUGGGUCGCCUUCUGCGUUUCUACCAGACCGAUAAUCUGGUAACUUACGAAGAAGCCUACCUUUACGCACUUGGAGUGAUAAUGUGCUCCGCAGUCAACAUAUUCGUCAUUCAUCCAUACAUGAUGGCAAUCCUCCACAUGGGAAUGAAAAUGCGAAUCGCUUGCUGCUCUCUCAUCUACAGAAAAGCUCUCCGAUUGUCAAAAACUGCCUUAGGAGAAACGACGAUUGGCCAGGCCGUAAAUCUCCUCUCCAAUGACGUAAAUCGAUUUGACGUUGCAAUUAUUUUCUUACAUUAUUUAUGGAUUGGACCUCUGGAAACUAUAAUUGUUACUUACUUCAUGUACCAAGAAGUCGGCGCCUCUGCUGUAAUCGGCGUUGCGACACUUCUCAUGUUUAUACCACUACAAGGAUUUUUGGGCAAGAAAUCCUCAGUGCUAAGAUUGCGAACAGCGAUUAGAACUGAUGAGAGAGUGCGAUUAACAAACGAGAUAAUCAGCGGCAUUCAAGCGAUCAAAAUGUACACGUGGGAGAAGCCAUUUAGUGCGUUAAUCGAAAAGGCAAGAAGAAAGGAGAUAAAUGUCAUAAGAUCCACGUCCUAUAUCAGGGGUAUGAUUACGUCUUUUAUCAUCUUCUCAACGAGAUUAUCUCUUUUCAUCACGGUCCUGGCUUAUGUUCUUUAUGAUGAACAUAUAACUGCCGAGAAAGUCUUCAUGUUGACUGCAUAUUACAAUAUUCUUCGGCAAACGAUGACUGUCUUUUUCCCUCAAGGAAUAACGCAAGUAGCUGAAGCUUGUGUGUCUAUUCGACGAUUGGAAAACUUCAUGAGAUACGAGGAAGUUGCUGAGAGAGAAGUACACAAGUUUGAUAAGAAAAUAAAUACAAUAGAUGAGUUCGGCAAUAAUAAGGUCGAUGAGAAAAUGGAGGAACACGAAGGUUCAGUAUUAGUGAAAAAUGGCUGUGCUAGAUGGUUGGAAACCGAUAAAGAGGACACGUUACACGGAAUAAAUUUGCAUGUAAAACCUGGUCACUUAACCGCUAUUGUCGGACAAGUUGGCGUGGGGAAAUCCAGCUUAUUGAAUGCUAUAUUAAAGGAACUACCGCUGAAUGAUGGAACUGUUCAGGUGAAAGGUAGUCUUGCGUAUGCUAGUCAGGAACCAUGGCUGUUUGCUGGUUCAGUCAGGCAAAAUAUUUUGUUUGGCAGGAAAUACGAACAACUUCGUUACGAGCAAGUUGUAAAAGUAUGCCAAUUAAAGAGAGAUUUUAGUUUGUUGCCUUAUGGCGAUAAAACUAUCGUGGGAGAAAAAGGAAUUAGUCUCUCUGGUGGGCAGCGAGCCAGAAUAAACCUUGCACGUGCAGUUUAUGCAGACGUGGAUAUUUAUUUAUUCGACGAUCCAUUGAGUGCUGUCGACGCACACGUAGGAAAGCGAAUGUUUGAAGAUUGUAUCGAUAGGUAUCUGCGGAACAGAACGAGAAUUCUUGUUACUCAUCAGUUGCAGUAUUUGCGGAAUGUGGAUCACAUUGUUGUUUUGAAGGAUGGAAUAAUUCAAGCUGAAGGAUCGUUUCAAGAGUUGGGAGCUUUGGGAGUCGAUUUCGGUCAACUCUUGGAAUCUCAAGCCCAGCAAGUAGAAGAACAGGUAGCUUCUGUGCCUGGUAGCAGAUGUACUUCUAGGCAAGGAAGUAUCACUUCCAUAAAUUCUUUCAUGGCGAAUGAUGUCGCAAAAGCAUCCAUCGAGCCAGAAGAGGAAGCAGAGAUGCGAUCGAAAGGCAAUGUCGGCGGAUGGGUUUACAAGGGUUAUUUUAAAGCAGGAGGAAAUUGGUGCGUGAUUCUCACGAUAUUUUUGUUCUGUACUGGGGCUCAACUUGCAGCCAGUGGUGGAGAUUGGUUUAUCGCUCAGUGGGUGAAUAUGGAAGAGAAAUCGGAGAUAAAAGGAGGGCAGGUGAUCCGUUGGGAAGGCUCAUUUUCUCGAGAAACUUGCAUCUACAUCUACUCUGGCCUAACUCUUUUAACAAUUGUUAUAACAGUUGUGCGUUCAUUCUCCUUUUUCUCAAUGUGCAUGAGAUCUUCUAAGAGACUCCACGAUCGGAUGUUCCGGGCAAUCAGCCGAGCAACCAUGAAAUUUUUCAGCACCAACUCUUCAGGACGAGUUCUUAAUCGAUUCUCAAAGGACAUGGGUGCUAUUGAUGAAAUGCUUCCGAUUGCCUUAAUUGACUGUGUUCAGAUCGGCCUCUCACUUGUAGGAAUCAUUGUCGUUGUCGCUGCCUCGAAUGUUUGGCUUCUGAUACCCACCUUCCUCAUUGGUAUCGUCUUUUAUUAUUUAAGAGUCUUUUACCUCGCCACAAGUCGCAGUGUCAAACGUCUUGAAGGAGUCACACGAUCGCCAGUAUUCGGACAUCUGAAUGCAACUCUUCAAGGAAUGACAACAAUCCGAGCCUUCCAGGCAGAAGAAGUCCUCACAAAAGAGUUUGAUCAUCACCAGGAUCUUCAUUCGUCAGCCUGGUUUAUCUUCAUAGCUUCCUCUCGUGCCUUUGGAUUUUGGUUGGACAUUUUCUGUCUCUUUUAUAUCGCUCUGGUAACUUUGAGCUUUCUCUUUAUGGGAGGUGAAGACAAGACUGAAGGUGGCAAUGUGGGAUUGGCGAUUACUCAGAGUAUCGGUCUCACUGGAAUGUUCCAGUGGGGAAUGAGACAGAGUGCAGAGUUAGAAAAUCAGAUGACUUCAGUUGAACGAGUUCUCGAGUACAGCAACAUUGAAAGCGAACCAGCUCUAGAAAGCAGUCCUGACAAAAAACCAAACGACGAUUGGCCUCAUGAAGGAAAGGUCGAGUUCAAAGAAGUCUUUCUGCGAUAUUCGCCUUUGGAGCCUCCAGUUUUGAAAAACCUGAACUUUGUGAUUAGUACGAAAGAAAAGGUAGGAAUCGUCGGUCGCACUGGUGCCGGAAAAUCAUCUCUAAUUUCCGCACUUUUCCGGCUUGCAAUUGUGGAAGGUCGUAUUGAAAUCGACGGAGUGGACACUGGAGAAAUUGGACUUCAUGAUCUUCGAUCAAAGAUCAGCAUAAUCCCGCAGGAACCGUUCCUCUUUGCUGGAAGUCUUCGGUCCAAUCUAGACCCUUUCAACGCUUAUCCAGAUCACAUGUUGUGGCAAGCUCUUGAGGAGGUCGAACUUAAAGAAAUGGGUCUCGAUGCUCAUGUGAACGAGGGUGGAAGUAAUUUGAGUGUUGGCCAAAGACAGCUGGUCUGUUUAGCCAGAGCGAUUGCCAGAAAUAAUCCCAUUCUUGUUCUCGACGAAGCCACUGCCAACGUCGAUCCUCGAACUGACGAAUUGAUCCAAAAGACUAUUCGAACCAAGUUUGAAAAGUGCACUGUACUUACGAUCGCUCACAGGCUAAACACAGUCAUGGACAGCGAUCGCAUUUUGGUUAUGGAUGCCGGCAGCGUUGUGGAGUUUGAUCACCCACAUCUUCUGCUGCAAAAGGAAAGCGGAAAUUUAAAAAGCAUGGUACGAGAAACAGGAACAUCAAUGGCAGAAGCUUUAACGGCAGUCGCACAAAGAAGUUAUAAUCUACGACACAUGGCGACUCCUCUUUAAAGUAUUGAGGCUUUAGACUUUUCUACGUACAGUUCGCCCAUGGCUUAGCGUCGUAGCGAAAUAGGCAAUCAUUCAUAUUCUUAUUUAAAUACAUUUUUUACAGAUAUUAUUGUGCUCUCGUCCACAAGACCUCAAAGGUUAGCCCUCCAUCAAUCAAUUAUACUUAAACAAUAUUCCAGAAUAUUGUGAAUUUUAACUGUGCAGGAUGUAACAUCGAUAUAUGUAUCGGGUCUUGCGACGGGAUAUUCGGUCGCAAGUAGACGCGAGCUCAGACUCAGUAUUAUUAUAUAUCCGUAUAUUUGUCGGUCUGGAAAUUAAGAUCGAAUCACGCUGAAGUGUACUUAUAAAGUCAGUUCACUUUUAUAUCGUCUUUUUGUAGCUACGACCACAGAAAGGUAUUUUUCUAUUGCGCGAUUUCGAAGUUCAUCGAAUGCAUUUGGAAUUAUGAGAUAUUUUGAACGAUUGUAUGAAUGUUUUUGUGAAUGUUUCUGUAAGAGUGUGUACGUGAGUUUAAGGAGCUUAAAACUGUUGGCAUGUGGUGCUUAUUUUAUACAUGUUCGGUAGGGUUUAAUUUUAAAAUAGAGCUGCGGUUAAACUCGCAAGUUCUCAGUGAUUCUUAAUCUUAUUAGAUAGGAUGCAUACUUAAUUUAUAUAUAACGUAGAAUAAUUUCCAUAUGAUGAAGGUGUGAGUUUGUUAAAUUGAGAUUAAACUGUUUUUUAGAACCUC